Paramecium tetraurelia is the source of this 309-nucleotide messenger RNA. RefSeq lists its product as uncharacterized. The transcript has a single exon. The record is from RefSeq and is a predicted model, not a curated record. NCBI's taxonomy places the organism in Eukaryota, Ciliophora, Oligohymenophorea, Peniculida, Parameciidae.
AUGAUAUUUUAAUUCAAAUUUUAUAUACCUCCUGGAUUUAGUUUCCAUAAAAGAAGUCGGAAGAAGCUCAACCCUAAAAAAACCAAGUAGAAAUACAAACAAUCAUAAAGACUCAAACCUUUAUAUGAAGUCAAACAGUUAGCCAAAUUUAAACAUCAACCAAGAGAUGCAAAUUAUUCUUUAUAUAAUGAAUCAUAAUAACAACCAGUAUAAUAAAACCCAGUAAAAAGCCAUCAUCUCUGCUUGAUAUAUAGUAGAAAUUAUUGUUCCCAAGAAUAGCUUUUAAAAAAUAGAAUUUCUCAACAUUGA